AUGUUUCAUGGAACAAUCAUAGAAGAGCUAACCAAUCAUAGAGAAUGGAAUCACUAUAAUGAAAAUAUAAUAGAAGAUCACAAAGAUUUUGUUUUUGUGAAGUUCAGUGGCCUUCAUUUAAAAUCUAUGGAAAGUUUCCAAUCUUGUAUCUCUCUUAGAGUGUGCAUCUUCUCAAACAAUUUUAUUACAGAUAUUCAUCCACUUCAGUGUUGUAUAAAAUUAGUCAAACUUGAUCUUCAUGGAAAUCAGAUAAAGAGUCUACCAGAUACCAGAUUUUGGAGUGGAUUGAAGAACCUAAAGCUUCUCUAUCUACAUGACAAUGGGUUUGCAAAGUUGAAGAAUGUAUGUACGUUAUCUGCCUGUCCAAGCCUUAUUGCCCUCACUAUGUUUGAUUGUCCGGUAAGCCUUAAAAAAGGAUAUAGACAUGUUCUUGUCAACAGUGUAUGGCCUCUCAAAGCACUGGAUCAUCAUGUGAUUUCUGAUGAAGAAAUAAUUCAGAACUGGCAUCUUCCUGAAAGAUUCAAAACAUAUAACCACCGACUUUUCUUUAAUUUCUGCCCUGCUUUGAAAAAGGGAUCAACCUAUGAGGAUGAAAUUGAUAAUGUCAAUUAUAUUAUUUCAAAAAUUAAUGAAAUUCUGGCUCAUAACUCACCAGUUUUGAUUGUUCAAAGAUGGAUACGUGGUUUCUUAGCUAGGAAAAAAAUGAGCUGCUUGUUCUUGUAUAAAAAACAUCAGGAAAAAACUGUUAGUGAAUGUGAAAAAAAAAGGAUUUACAAACACAAAGGACUGGAAGAUAAACUUUUUAAGGAUCUCUUUUUUCAGCCUGGAACUAAUAUAACAGAAAGGCUUGCACAUUGGAAACAUAAUAUACAUUCUCCUGUUGAUUUAAAAUAUUCUAGUGAACAGAGAAAACGUGUUUCUUCUACUUUACAUGAAUUAGAAACAAGAAAACCAAGACAUCACAUUCAAAAAGGUCAGAAAAAGUCUGAAGAUGAAAUUGAGGAUGAAGAAUUCGAUGUCAGUUUUAGGAUAUCAGUAUUCAAACUACCCAUACAUACUUCAGAUUCAUUGAGGUAUGCUGCAGUAUUGAAAGCAAAAGAACAAGAUUAUUUUCCUACGUAUAACCAGCCAUUUUCUGCCACUCAUCAAAAACCAGUAAUUAAAAAAAAAGACAUGCUGUUGGAAAAGCAUGUAAGAAGAGAGUUUUUUACAACACAAAGAACUGGUAUGAAACUUCAAGCACUUUGUGAUAUUGAUAAAUAUUGCUCAGAACAAAAGAAGCAGCAAAGCUAUAAAAAUAAAGUAACCGCUAUAAGCAUGGCACAAAUGGCCCAAGAACAAGUUAGAUUAACUAUUAAAGAAAAUUUAGAUAAGAAAAUAUAUGCUACACAUAAACUUACUGCAAGACACAAUAAGACAAUUCAGAAUGGUUUACAACAACUUUGGCAGGACAGAUCCAACUACCUUGAGAAAGUUAAAGAGAGGAGAGCACUGUUUCUGGAAGAAAAAAAGCAAAAGGCUAAAGACCGUUUAUUAAUUCAAAACUUAAAUAAUGAGCGAACUCUUUUGACCAAAGGAAUUACUAAAAUUGACAGAUUGAAGAACAAACAGGCUGACUUAAAAGAGAAGAGUCUAAUUGUUCAGCAAAAACUGGCAGCUGAAAAAUAUCAAAAGGAUUUACUUAAACAAAUGAAGGAAAUUAGGGCUCAAGAAAUAUAUAAAAGACACUGUGAAGAAAAAUUUGUUAAUGAAAUGAUUGCUUUUCAAAAAGCUUGUGAAAGAUUUCAAGAUGUUAAAAGAAGAGCUGCAACUGUGAAAAAGACUUCAGUCUUUAAAGUUCCCAAUGGAAUGACAAAGUGA
This is a messenger RNA of Hippopotamus amphibius kiboko, 1860 nucleotides long. It is a transcript of the gene LRRIQ3, whose product is annotated as leucine rich repeats and IQ motif containing 3. The record is from RefSeq and is a predicted model, not a curated record. Gene Ontology annotation, molecular function: protein binding. Bases 1 to 1860 code for a protein of 619 amino acids. The transcript is spliced from 7 exons. NCBI's taxonomy places the organism in Eukaryota, Metazoa, Chordata, Mammalia, Artiodactyla, Hippopotamidae.